UAGACCAUCUUCACACAACUCCUUCGACAGUCUUCAGAAGUGCAGAACAACCACACAAACAAUCAAAAAUGAAACUGAUCGUCGCUCUCGCUUUCUUGGCCGUGGCCCUCGCCGCUCCUCAAGGAGAUAAGAAGCCCAUCGAAAUUGUGUCAUCCAACAGCGAAAUGAACGCCGACGGCAGCUACUCAUUCGAUUUCGAGUCUGCCGAUGGGACCAAAGUGUCUGAGAGUGGCAACCAGAAACAAGUUGGUCCCAAACCGGAGGAUAUCGGCACCGUGUCCAAGGGCUCCUACUCGUUCACGACUCCCGACGGCGUCGUCCUCACCGUCAAUUGGGUGGCCGAUGAAAACGGAUUCCAGGCCACCGGCGACCACCUCCCCACUCCUCCACCCAUGCCCGAGCACGUCGUCAAGAUGCUCGCAGACCUCAAAGCCGCCGGAGUCCUGUAAAUCAUUUCAACAAUUUUUCCUGUACGACAAUCCCCAGAAAAAAAUUUGUUUUCUACAAGUUGUACAUUAAAAUGUCUAGUUUUGUUUGUACUGAAUGCAUGACCCUUUUAUGCAAUUAAAUGUGCCGGUUAUCCUGUAUCGUUUGUGUGUACGAAUUUCUUCCGUUAUAAAAAAGAUAAUAGGCUAAAAUCUUCGUCAAUCAU
Molecule: messenger RNA, 652 nt
Organism: Daphnia pulicaria
Lineage: Eukaryota; Metazoa; Arthropoda; Branchiopoda; Diplostraca; Daphniidae
Product: larval cuticle protein 1-like
Exons: 3
Coding region: 69-449 (126 amino acids)
Cellular component (GO): chitin-based extracellular matrix
Molecular function (GO): structural constituent of chitin-based larval cuticle
Source: RefSeq, a predicted model, not a curated record